Cooperia oncophora is the source of this 564-nucleotide messenger RNA. NCBI's taxonomy places the organism in Eukaryota, Metazoa, Nematoda, Chromadorea, Rhabditida, Trichostrongylidae. The record is from the annotation of a GenBank genome assembly.
AUGGAUAACUCGUCAGGUGAAUGCGUAUCACCAUGUAAAUCACCGCCCACUUCACAGAGCUCUGUUGAGAGCAUUACAGAUGAAGUUGGUGCUUUUCAAGAGUGCUCAGAGGAGAAACAGAAUUCCUCCAAGCGCAAAUCUCCCAUGGAUCUAGCCUCACAAGGAAAACGAUAUGCUAGAAGCCCUAGUUUCUCAAUGGACUCAGACGAAGAAUCGACAACACAUGCAAUCAUAGAAGAUGCUCAUUUGAUUCGCCCUUGGGUGGACCAAUUUCAGGCAAUGUCCCGUCGAUGUCAACGCAAUGCUCUUCUUCAGCUCAUAAGCACUUGUGGAUUGCAGCAUGUGCGACAUGUUCGCCAGCUCAUAGAACCUCAUUUCCAGAAGGACUUCCUUUCACACCUGCCCGUUGAGUUGGCGAUUCAAAUAGUGGCAAAUCUCCCAAUGGCAGACAUAGUUCGUGCGGCACGAGUUUCUCGCUUCUGGCGUGACAUAUGUGAAGAUGACCGUAUGUGGCGUUUGAAAUGUGAACGAGAAGGUCUAGAACCGCUACCAGUACCAAGGUAA